AUGCCUGCGGUUCCGUUCAAAGUGAAGGCGAUUUUCGAAUACAGAUCGGAUGAGCCUGAUGAUCUCAACUUUGAAAAUGGCCAGAUAAUCACAGUUACAGAAGAGGAGGAUGCGGAUUGGUAUACUGGCGAAUACGUGGAUGCCUCCGGGGAGAAGCUUCAAGGUCUUUUUCCAAGGAACUUUGUCGAGAAGUACGAACCGACAAUCCCUUCGCGCCCGGUGCGUGCCCCAAGGCGUGCUCAGGUUCCAGAGGCCUCCGAGCGUGUCCCAGAGCCUCCGGUACCACAACCAAUCCCUCCGCCAACAGAGCCUUCUGAAAUUAUACAAGAAGAAGAGAAAGCAUUCGUAAGGGAACCAGCGGAACCAGCGAGAGCAGAACCUGAGGCACCCCUGCCAGCUUCGAAGCCUCAACCUGUCGCACCCAUCCCAUCGACUACGGUCCCAAGUUCUCCUCCUGUCGCUGUCCGAGCCCCUCCACCUGUCGCAGAGAAGCCAUCCUCGAGUUCUUUCAAAGACAGGAUUGCGGCCUUCAACAAACCUGCAGCGGCCCCGAUUACGCCUUUCAAGCCAGGGGGAGGUGGAGCAAGCAGCGUUUUCAUCAGAAAGCCAUUUGUUGCACCUCCACCCAGCAGAAACGCCUUCGUUCCUCCUCCUCGGGAACCUCCGAUUCAGAAGCCAUACCGUCGUGAGGAUGACGCAAGUAUAAAUGGAGCAGAAUCUAGAGACCUAGGGGAACCUGCAGCCACGCAACCGGAGCCUGGGGCUGAAGAGCAACCAAAACCCCAGUCUCUCAAAGAAAGGAUAGCACUUCUGCAGAAGCAACAACUGGAGCAAGCGGCACGAAAUGCUGAAAAGAAGGAAAAACCAAAGAAGCCGCCCAAGAAGAGAGUCGACACCCUUGAGCCUAGUGAACAAACCCAGCCAGCUGAGCCGACUUUGGCCAGACUAGAUUCCAAUGAGACUGUAGGCCGCCCAUCUACUGAGGUGACGGAGAGCGAGCGUGAACCGAUUAGCCUCGCUCGCCGAACAACUGGUCUCGGCACCCCACAGCCAGCUUCUCGCGAGCUCGUCAGUGAUACAAAUGAUGCCGAUGACUCAGGAGCCGCGGAUGAUGAUGACGUCCAGGAAACAUCCACCGAAGAGGAGCGCCCAAAGUCCAAGGGCACAGAUAUACCCGCUCCAGCAGCUAUUUCCAGGAAAUCAAUGGAUGACGACCAGGAGCAAGAGGGCGAGGAGGAAGAAGAGGAAGAGGAAGAGGAAGAGGAGGAAGAUCCGGAGAUCCGCCGGAGAAGAGAGCUAAGAGACAGAAUGGCUAAGAUGAGCGGAGGUAUGGGCAUGAUGGGCAUGUUUGGCCCUCCAGGUGGGAUAGGACUUCCUGGAGUUGCGAGGAAGCCAAAAUCAGAACCCUCUCGGCAGACUUCUGAGAGCCAUACGCAGGAAGAACCUCAAGAACGAGCGGCUCCAGUCCGAAUUAUGGCUUUGCCAGGAAUGUCCCAGUCAACCAGACAUCAAGAAGAACCUCCAGCUUCUCAAGAGAGCGACGAAGAUGAGACUGCACGUCCGACGCCUCAAGACCCUGGCGUUCAGGGGGAGACCGAAGACUAUGUUUCGAAACCAUUGCAACGUCGCUCGACAGAUCGUCCCGCCCCACCGACGUCACAAGACCGCGCCGUUCCUCCUCCACCAGUACGCGAUACAAGAGGUGCCCCUCCUCCUCCUCCCCCUUCAGGCCCGAGAGCAGCCCCUCCAAUUCCACAAUCACCGACCACCCGAUCCGUACCCCCGCCUCCCCCGUCGUUACCUCAAGUGUCUCCAGACAUUCCUGGUGACGAAGAAGGGGAUGAAGUCAACGAACCUCCGGAGAAGGACACCCAGGAGGCGCCAGAGACCCCAGCUAGCGCGCCUGCUCUUCCUCCUAUACUACCAACUAGAAUACCUGAACCUUCUACCUUGGAUACUGCCGAGAGCAGCAUGUCUCCAACCACGGAUAAACGUGCUUCGCGGCUCCCACCUCCUAUUCCCAUGAGCCCGACUUCUCCUCAGACCAGAGCUCCUCCGCCUCCACCACCGGGCGCUCCCCCAAGCCGCCGUUCAACGACUGAUUCGCGUGGUCUUGGCAUUGUGCAGUCCCCGAGGCCCGAGAUAGAUGACGAAGAGGAAGUCACUGAAUAUGACGGAGAUUACGAUACGGACAUUGCUUCGAGUGCAAAGCACAAAGAUGCGUUGAAGGCUCACAAUCGAGACUCGAGUCUCGACGAAGGUGUGCUCACGGAUGACAUGAAGUCACCAAAGCACGCACACCCACGAGCUGCUCCUCCGCUGCCGCCGGUCAGUGUCCCGCGAGACGUGCCGCCUCCGCCACCGUCUCUACCAACGCCAAAGAGCAGGCGAUCUAUGGAUGCCCCACGUGCGGCCCCUCCACCAGUUCCGCCUCCAAAAGUAGCUGAAGACGACGAUUAUGAUCCGUACCGAUACUCCGCACCCCAACAUCCUCCGCCAUCUCACUAUGCCAAAACACCGUAUUCUAUGUCGUUGCGAUCGCCGAAAGAGGAGCUCGAGGAAGAUGAUAUGUACAGUGCAAUGCCACGACCAACCACUAUACCGCCUCCACCUGCAGAAAGGCCCGCACCUCCACCGCCGCUACCAGAGCCGGCGGAGUAUAUUCCACCUCCCACCCUCGCACCUCCUCCUCCAGCAGAUUCUCCUGAACAACCUACAGAUCUCCGAAGAUCGGGUACUCUUUCUCGCCGUUCAAUGGAUCAUUCUCGGGGAAGCAGCGAACAGGGGUACAUUGCUCAAGAUAUUGACCUCGGAAAAGGCUCAAUGUGGUGGACUCAAGACAACUUGCCACCUCCUUCACUCCAAGGGAGACCUGAUAUCCUAUAUGAAAUGGAGUCUGGUUCCUCUACCAAGCGAGGGGGUAGGACCACCGUCUCGAAGGAUAUUUACGUGCUUUACAUGGACUAUUCUCAGACUACCAUCAAUGUUAGCUACGACGCGGCGGACCCAACUCACGUGAAAAUGGAGCAGAACCAUGGGCGACCACCACCUGCGCCUCGGCGUGAUCAACUGGAAAAUGCGUCUGGUCAAUAUGGGAGUCAGAUAGCAAGAGUCGCCAGCGGUCUUUCCGGUACAACUGUCGGUGACGGCUCCGCACGAGGAUUUGUCCUCGAACUCUUAAAACCUCACCCAACAGCUCUCCUACCGGUUGGCACGAGGGCAUAUGGUGCUCUCGUUUACUCCAAUUUAGGUAACGCGUCUACACAACAAUUCGACGAAAUUCGGCCGGGUGACAUAGUCACGUUCCGCAAUGCCAAGUUCUCUGGCCACAAAGGCGGCCUGCACCAAAAGUACAGCGUCGACGUGGGGAAACCAGAGCACGUGGCCGUGGUUAUCGAUUGGGAUGGCACGAAGAAGAAGAUCCGCGCUUGGGAGCAGGGGAGGGAUCUGGAGAAGGGGAAAAAGCCGAAGGUCAGAGAGGAGAGUUUCAAGGUCGGCGAUUUGAAGAGCGGAGAAGUCAUGGUUUGGAGGGUCAUGCCGAGGACUUGGGUGAAUUGGGAUACUAUCAAGUCGUGA
Cladophialophora bantiana CBS 173.52 is the source of this 3576-nucleotide messenger RNA. RefSeq lists its product as uncharacterized. NCBI's taxonomy places the organism in Eukaryota, Fungi, Ascomycota, Eurotiomycetes, Chaetothyriales, Herpotrichiellaceae. Bases 1 to 3576 code for a protein of 1191 amino acids. Gene Ontology annotation, molecular function: protein binding. Gene Ontology annotation, cellular component: ESCRT-0 complex. The transcript is spliced from 3 exons. The record is from RefSeq and is a predicted model, not a curated record. Gene Ontology annotation, biological process: protein transport to vacuole involved in ubiquitin-dependent protein catabolic process via the multivesicular body sorting pathway.